GAUGUUAUGUCAACCUUCUGUCAAAUAAAGGCUACUAGUGCCACAUAAAAUAUUACAAAAAGAUACCAAUGAGAUGCAUUUUCCAACAAGGCCAGAGAUUAUCCUUCACUAAAACAGCAAAUAUCACUUUGAGACCUUUUAACGUUUUACGUUUACUACAAUGCCAUAUUAUCAGGUGAGCUCCAAGUAUGAAGAAACUUGUUUUCUUUAUGAUUUAUAUAAUAACAUGCAGCAUAACAUAUCUGUUCCACAGCAAAACGAUGGGCAGUUCACUGUGAUCCAGCUUGUCGGUAUGCUACGUGGCAUUGCUUCGGGCAUGAAGUACCUUGCGGACAUGAAUUAUGUGCAUCGUGACCUCGCUGCCCGAAACAUCCUGGUCAACAGCAACCUUGUGUGCAAAGUGUCAGACUUCGGCCUCUCCCGCUUCUUGGAGGACGAUACAUCAGAUCCCACGUACACAAGUGCUCUGGGAGGGAAGAUCCCUAUCCGAUGGACGGCUCCCGAAGCGAUCCAGUACAGAAAGUUCACCUCAGCUAGCGAUGUGUGGAGCUACGGGAUUGUCAUGUGGGAAGUCAUGUCCUACGGAGAGAGACCUUACUGGGACAUGACCAAUCAAGAUGUCAUCAAUGCUAUAGAGCAAGACUAUCGGCUGCCCCCGCCGAUGGACUGCCCCAGCGCGUUGCACCAGCUCAUGUUGGACUGCUGGCAGAAGGACCGCAACAACCGUCCCAAGUUUAGCCAGAUUGUUAACAACCUCGACAAGAUGAUCCGCAAUCCCAACACACUGAAGGCCAUGACUCCUUUAGCUUCAGGGGUUCAUCUCCCUCUUCUGGACCGCAGCAUCCCAGACUUCUCCACCUUCAGCACUGUGGACGAGUGGCUGGAUGCCAUCAAGAUGGGCCAGUACAAAGAAAACUUUGCCAGUUCUGACUUUUCAACAUUUGAUGUGGUGUCUCAGAUGACCAUGGAUGACAUCUUGAGGGUUGGCGUGACUUUAGCAGGCCAUCAAAAGAAGAUCCUGAACAGUGUCCAGAUGAUGCGUGCACAGAUGAACCAGAUUCAGUCGGUGGAAGUUUGACCCUCCUGAGAGGAGCAGAGGGGGAUGAACGGUGUUGGGAGACAGGGCUCUGGACGUGGAGGAUGGAGUGGAUUUUCUUUUUUUCCUGUGUGGCAUUGUGUCUGGUUUUUCCCACCAGACUACCAUCAAGCCCCACGUUCCCCUACUCCCGUUCCCUCUCUCCUCCUCCUCUCUCUUCUCCCUAACCCUCCCUCCGUGCUUGGGAUAAGAUGUGGAGAGCUGCGACGACGCAAGUCAAAGCGAUGAAGAAUUCAGCCGGCCCGCAGCCAAACCCACUAUUAAAACCAGAAACACGGGAGGUUAGAAGUGACCAGCAAAUCAAUUUUUUCAAUCUUCCACCAGUUUUAUUUGUUUCAGCAUUUAUUUCCCUUUUUUUUUUUUUUUUGGUUUGUUUAUUCUGAUAAUUUUGUAAAGAUUUUUUUUAAAGAAAAGAGAAAAACUGAUAAGGAAUGGAGUUUAUCUAAAUUUAUAGAUGAUAUACAGCUGUACACUAGUUGAACUCAGUAGGAAAGCUACCCUUUAAAAGGGCAACAACAACAAAAAAAAAGAACGAAGGAAGAGUUGGGGAGAGCAUUCUCAACAUGGUGUGCAAAUCGUCUCUUGUUUAUAAUUUUGGACAGCAUGUGGAAACACAGAGUUCUCUGUGGCCUUCUGCAAAAGGGGAACUCGACACGCACGGCCAACUGGUGCCACAGGUUCAAAAAAAAAAAAGAAAGAAAAAAGAAAUACAAACCAUGAAAUGGACAACCUGCGGCAUAGACUGAUGUUAAAAGCCCUUUCAGUCAGAUGGACAAACAAUGCAGCAAAAUGAGAAAGAAAAUGGGGAGAAAAACUUUUUUUUUUCUCUCACCACGAGAAACUUUUAAUGUUGUUGACAUUUUGUAUUGAAGAAUCCCUCUUGCCAUGCUUCCUCUCACUAAAGACUAGUUUAUUUUUAUUUUUUUUUCCACAGUGAAAUAUUCACAGUCUGCCAAAUAGAACUCUUCCCCUUCACACUCUGGUAUUGAUCCUGUAAUGUACAUAUCAGAUGCACUUGACCUGCCAUAACACGACCCACUCAGAGAUAGUUAUUGUAGGCGAUUAGUUCAAGAGCUGAAGACGUGAUUACAGGGAGGUAUGAAGGAGUUGUUGCUUCUAGCUGCAUCUUUUUAGCUUGUGUGAAAAACAGCAAAACUGACUUCCAGAAGAGAUUCUUAGAAAAAAAUAAAAUUGAAAAAAAAAAAAAAAACAGGUUCUACUGUUUACAUCAGACUCAGAAUAAAGACAAAAAAAAACA
Fundulus heteroclitus (mummichog) is the source of this 2354-nucleotide messenger RNA. Its product is annotated as ephrin type-B receptor 2-like. Bases 161 to 1078 code for a protein of 305 amino acids. Gene Ontology annotation, biological process: protein phosphorylation; central nervous system projection neuron axonogenesis; axon guidance. Gene Ontology annotation, cellular component: neuron projection. Gene Ontology annotation, molecular function: protein binding; ATP binding; transmembrane-ephrin receptor activity. The record is from RefSeq and is a predicted model, not a curated record. NCBI's taxonomy places the organism in Eukaryota, Metazoa, Chordata, Actinopteri, Cyprinodontiformes, Fundulidae. The transcript is spliced from 5 exons.